UAAAUCAGGCAAGUAGCUAUAUAAAUUGUCAACAAAGUUACAUUUGAUUAUAUGUAAGUGGUUUGUUAUACUGCAAUUAAUCAAUCGAAAACAUUAUGUUCAAAGCGGUGAUUCUUUUCGCUCUCUUGGCUUUAGCCGCUGCAGUUCCUGCUCCAGAGCCUGAAGCAAAUCCAGAACCCAAACCAUCUCCGAAAGCCGAUCCAUCUAUUAUUGCGGCUGCUCCAGUAGUGGCUGCUUACAGCGCCCCUGUGGUUGCUGCUCCAGCUUACUCAUACGCGUACUCUUCGUACGUUGCUGCACCAGUUGCUUACGCUGCUCCCUACGCAUAUCCUGCUGCAUAUUCUGCACCCCUUGUUUACGUAUAACGCAAUGACUGUUGAAUAAACGAUAUGUGUUAAUUAAAAAAUUGUUUCAUU
Messenger RNA from Agrilus planipennis (emerald ash borer), 416 nucleotides. RefSeq names its product neuropeptide-like 4. The coding region runs from base 96 to 365 and encodes 89 amino acids. The record is from RefSeq and is a predicted model, not a curated record. The transcript has 2 exons. Lineage: Eukaryota; Metazoa; Arthropoda; Insecta; Coleoptera; Buprestidae.